AUGAUUGGCUUCAGCUGUAACCGUUUGCUCCCUGAAAACCCCUUUUUAAUAUUUUCCCAUUUGUUUCUUUUUAAUUUCGUCUUCAAACGAGUACUAAUUUUGUCAAUCGAAAAUGAGACGAUCACAAGGACGGCGAUCGUCAAACACUUUGCCUAUUCGAACACUGUCAGGAGUAGUGGCCAAACAACCAGUAGCCAAUCUCUCCACUAGCAUGGCCAGCAGUGCCCAUAAAAGGUCUUCUUCUAUUCCAAGACCAUCUGCUUCAUCAGCGGUAUAUAUGAAACCGAUGUAUGGACAAAGACAAGAUCAGAGCUUAGCUGUUGGAGUGACUCCCUCAAAAUCUGGCCCAUUACGAUUUACAGGUACAACACCUCAAAUGGGAGGUACGACACCUCAAAGCCGUGGCAAUAUGACAUUAACUGGAGCUGCUAAGCCUUACCUAAAAGAGACGAGAAAUCUAAGUGAUAAAAACUGUGUUUUGGAAAUGGCUAAGAAUGUGGCUCGAUUCUUAAACGACAGUGGAUUUCCUGAAAGUGUGACUCACAAGGAGAUUCAAAAAAUCGACAAGCAAUCCUUUAUGAAAUACUUUAAUUACAUUUUCCAGUUCAUUGAUCACAACUACCAAUUAGCCCCUCGUUUCAAUGAGGAUGAACUGAUAAAGAAUAUGAAGGAUCUUGGCUAUUGUGGAACCUUGGCGAAGUCUGCUCUUGUCUCUAUCGGCGCAUUACAUUCGACUUCGCAAAUCGCUGGUCUUCUCAGUUGGUUAUGUGAUCUUAUCCGAGUGAUUAUGUCAGAACAGGACGAUGAUGAAUCGCUAGAAAAGGCGGAGUUAGUUAUCAUGACACAGUCAUACAACGCUUGGUGUAUGGAUGUAAAUUUUGAUUUGUCCGAUGAGUUCCGCCGUUUCUAUAUGGAGAAGCAUCAAGUCGAAGAGGGCCGCGCAGAAAUGCUUGAACAACAGAUAAAAGCCAUAACCGAAGAAUACAAGGCUAUCGAGAAAAAAAGCUCUCAGACCGAGGAAUUAAGAGCUGAGGCGAAAAAAGAAGAGCAAAGAUUGGAAGAGAUUUCUGCAAAAGAAGUUCAGAUGCAACAGCGCUGCAACGAGCUUCAGAAUGAAGAGAGACAUCUUGUCCAGCGUCUGGAAGAGAUUAAGGAGAAAACCGCUCUGACACAAAAAGAGAUUGUGGCAAUUCAUACUGCCGCGAAGAAUUGUAAAGUCAGCGCCGACGAGGCUCGUCGCAUCAAGUCUGCUAUCGCUGCCAAUAAGAGAGACUACGCUGCUGCCUCAGAGCAGCGCGAACAAGUGGCUAAACUCGUCGAGAAACGUGAAAUGCAGCUUGCCAAUAUCGCGGCUCAGGAUAUUAAAUUUGAUCGUGAGUUGAAUGUUGAUCUGAUGGAUAUGGGAAUGACUGUACCGGCAGGCAUGGAUCCUAAGGAAGCCCUGAAAAAUUUCCUGGAAGCCAAAAUAAGCAAUUUGUCGGAUAUCGAGAGUCGCUGCAUUGCCUUGAAUGAGAGAAAGGAGCGGAUUUUGGCGGAAAUCUCACAGUUUAAGAUGGAAUUGAAACACACCGAACUUGUGAAAUCUCGACUAGAAGAAAAACUUCAGUCGGUGAAAGCCGAUCGUGAUGAUAUGGAACGACUGUACCUUUCUCAGCUGGCUGAGCUGGAGAGUUUAUCCGCUGCUCCGCGUUCCGAUCCACUUCAAAUGCGUCAGCAGUACGAAUUAGAAACGCUUCAACAAAAAUUUGCAGAGCAAAAAGCUCAGAUGAACAACCAAGAAAAAGAAUUGCAAAGUACAAUGGCGAAACAUGCCCAAGAAUUAAAAUAUGGCGAAAUCGAAUUUCAGAAAAAUGAAGCUAUGGCUGCCGACUUCUUUUUCCGCUUAGGUGAUGGAUUCCGCCAGGUGCUAGAGCAGAUCGAAAACAGUCCCGUCUCACAGGAAGUUAUCGACGCUCUCAUUCCCAAACCUAAUUUCAAGUAAUUUCAAUAUACAUGUUUUAGUAAUUGCGAAACUCCGAUAUGAAAAGGAUGGUAAACAGA
Messenger RNA from Daphnia pulicaria, 2040 nucleotides. RefSeq names its product kinetochore protein NDC80 homolog. The transcript has 17 exons. Gene Ontology annotation, biological process: attachment of mitotic spindle microtubules to kinetochore. Lineage: Eukaryota; Metazoa; Arthropoda; Branchiopoda; Diplostraca; Daphniidae. The coding region runs from base 113 to 1981 and encodes 622 amino acids. The record is from RefSeq and is a predicted model, not a curated record. Gene Ontology annotation, cellular component: Ndc80 complex.